Molecule: messenger RNA, 253 nt
Organism: Nicotiana attenuata
Lineage: Eukaryota; Viridiplantae; Streptophyta; Magnoliopsida; Solanales; Solanaceae
Product: alpha-mannosidase I MNS4-like
Exons: 2
Coding region: 6-230 (74 amino acids)
Biological process (GO): endoplasmic reticulum mannose trimming; mannose trimming involved in glycoprotein ERAD pathway; carbohydrate metabolic process
Cellular component (GO): membrane; endoplasmic reticulum
Molecular function (GO): mannosyl-oligosaccharide 1,2-alpha-mannosidase activity; calcium ion binding
Source: RefSeq, a predicted model, not a curated record
GUGAGAUGUUCUACCAUGCAUUUAACGGAUAUAUGGAUCAUGCUUUUCCACGUGAUGAGUUAAGGCCUUUAUCUUGUGGAGGAGAAGACACACUUGGUGGCUAUGCCUUAACAUUGAUUGACUCAUUGGACACCUUGGCUUUGCUUGGUGACAGAGAGCGGUUUACUUCUUCUGUUGAAUGGAUUGGUAAAAAUCUUCAGUUUGAUAUUGUGAGUAUGGCAUUUGUAUGAAACUGAAUGAAUAUUGGAGCGAA